Messenger RNA from Cucurbitaria berberidis CBS 394.84, 1497 nucleotides. Its product is annotated as amidase signature enzyme. NCBI's taxonomy places the organism in Eukaryota, Fungi, Ascomycota, Dothideomycetes, Pleosporales, Cucurbitariaceae. The record is from RefSeq and is a predicted model, not a curated record. The transcript is spliced from 2 exons. The coding region runs from base 1 to 1497 and encodes 498 amino acids. Gene Ontology annotation, molecular function: catalytic activity.
AUGUCGGUCUUUUCUCUCGACCCCAGCCAUGGAAACCCGUCACUACAGAAACAGUGGAUAAGCUACUAUGUCCCCCCAGUCGAUGAGGAGCGCUUUCCACGAGAAAACAUUCAUUUCCCAGAAAAGGCUGAUAACUCACACGGCGCCUGGGCGUGGAAAUGUAGCAUCGUUGACAAGAAAGCCAAGGGUGGUAAGCUUCAAGGCAAGACAUUCGCACUGAAAGACAAUAUCGCCGUCAAAGGCGUCCCUAUGCUCCUGGGUACCAAUUUUAUCAAAGGCCUCGUCCCAGAUUGCGAUGCAACCGUCACCACGAGAAUCCUGAACGCCGGAGGAAAAAUUAGCGGUAAAUCCGUCUGCGAGAACAUGUGUCAAUCAGCCACUAGUCACUCAUCUGCGACCGGAGUGGUCGAGAACCCGUUUGCAAAAGGCUACAGUGCUGGUGGAAGUUCGAGUGGAUCAGGAGUGCUCGUCGCUCUCGGGGAAGUUGACGGCGCUAUCGGUGCAGAUCAGGGUGGAAGCAUCCGAGUGCCAGCUGCGAACUGCGGCAUCGUUGGGCUGAAGCCUACCUUCGGUCUUGUUCCGUAUACUGGUAGUGGUAGCAAUGAGCCAACGAAUGACCACCUCGGACCCAUGACCCGGACAGUCCUAGAUAAUGCCGUUCUUCUUGAAGCCAUUUCAGGAAAUGACAACAUCGAUGACCGUUCGUUUGCUGCGCCGGCUCCGUCCAAAGUCCCCGCGUAUAGCUCAGUAAAAGACCUACCGGCAGACAAGCCACUCAAGGGAAAGAAGUUCGCCGUGAUCAUCGAAUCUCUCUCAACACCAGGAAGGGACCCACGGGUUACCAAGUCGUUCAAACUGGCAGUGUCUAGAUUUGUCGAGCUGGGUGCCACAGUGGAAGAAGUCUCUAUUCCAAUCCACUCAAAGGGCGCGGCAAUCUGGACCGGCGUCUCGAAAGGGGGGGGUUUUCUUGCAAAAACUUCCGGCUCAUUCGGUAGAAGAGGCCACCAAAUGCUCGGUCUGAACUCUCUCAUCCAUCCCAUGGGCCAAGAGAACUGGGACAACGCAUAUUCCGCAACCAAGAAUGUUUACCUGAAUGGACUGUACGCUGUGGAGAACUUCCCUCUCCUGCUUGCCAAGGCAACGAAUCUGUCUCGCCAGUUGCGAGACGCGUAUGAUGCUGCGCUUGAGGAGUACGACAUUCUGCUCACUCCGACUCUGCCUUAUGUGGCUACUAGUCAUGCCGCACCUGAUGCCACUCCGCUCGAGCAGAUUGCAAAGCAAAUCGGAUUGACUUCUAACACGGCGCCUUUCAACCAAAGUGGUCACCCGGCGUUAGCCCUACCAAUUGGAAUGCUGGAGGUGUUAGAGGGUCCGGGUGUGGAAGACGGCGUGAAGCUGCCAGUCAGCAUGCAGAUCAUCGGCAAGUGGUGGGAUGAGAUGGCUGUCUACGAGGCAGGUUUUUUAUGGGAGAGGUCCAAUGACUGGAAACAGAUGUGA